Molecule: messenger RNA, 1618 nt
Organism: Papaver somniferum (opium poppy)
Lineage: Eukaryota; Viridiplantae; Streptophyta; Magnoliopsida; Ranunculales; Papaveraceae
Product: sulfite exporter TauE/SafE family protein 3-like
Exons: 11
Coding region: 1-1575 (524 amino acids)
Biological process (GO): protein ubiquitination
Cellular component (GO): membrane; Cul4A-RING E3 ubiquitin ligase complex
Source: RefSeq, a predicted model, not a curated record
AUGGCUGAAUUGAUCAUAUACAGGAGGAGCAUAAGUAGUGCUUCCGUAAUAACUGGAUUAGUUACAUUUGCAAUUGCUUUAGAGUUUUUGUUAUUGGUUUCAGCAGAACCAAUAAGCAUUACUCAAAGGAAUAACAUCAACAGUACUUUACCAUCAACUGCUAGUCAUUAUGAACCUGAUUACUUUCAUUAUCAAAUUAGGAGUCUAUUGAGCAAGUCAGAACAGUCAGGUUAUCGGCAUCAAUGGCCCGAAAUGAAAUUUGGUUGGAGAAUCAUAGUUGGCUCAAUUGUUGGAUUCAUUGGAGCAGCAUGCGGGAGCGUAGGAGGAGUUGGAGGAGGUGGGAUAUACGUUCCAAUGCUUACCUUGAUCAUUGGAUUUGAUGCUAAAUCCUCCGUUCCGUUAUCGAAAUGUAUGAUAACAGGGGCAGCUGUGUCAACAGUGUAUUACAACUUAAAGAGAAGACAUCCAACACUUGAUAUGCCAGUUAUAGAUUAUAAUUUAACACUUCUUAUGCAGCCUAUGCUCAUGCUUGGUAUCAGUUUUGGAGUCAUUCUCAGUGAGGUCUUUGCUGAUUGGAUGGUCACUAUUCUCCUUAUAAUUCUUUUCUUUGCCACUUCAACUUUGUCUUUCUUCAAAGGGGUUGACAUGUGGAAAAAAGAAUCCAAAUUAAAGAAAGUAAGUGCAUAUAUUCAGCUUUGCGUGGAGUCUAAUGGUGAUCAUUUGGGAAAUGAAAACAAUCAUUUAUCAUGUGAUGAAGAACCAAGUAGUGACACUCAAAAGGAGAUACAAACUACGGUAACAAGUUGCUUGGAGUCAAACGGUGAUCAGUUGGACAAGGAAAAUAAUCAUUUACCAUGCGAUGACGAACCAAGUAGUGACACUCAAAAGGAGAUGCGAACUACGGUGCCCAUUCUUGAGAAUGUCUACUGGAAAGAACUUGGACUUCUUGUAUUUGUGUGGGUUGGAUUCCUCGCAGUGCAGAUUCUUAAGAAUAAGACAACAACCUGUUCAACAACAUAUUGGAUACUGUCGACAUUGCAGAUUCCUAUUUCAGUACUAGUGACAUUCUAUGAGGCAUUUGGAUUGUACAAGGGAAAGAAAGUGAUUGCAUCUUUAGGAGAAAAGGGUGCAAACUGGAAGGUCCAUAAACUAGUUUUCUUUGCUCUUGUCGGCGUAUUUGCCGGUAUGGUUGGUGGGUUAUUAGGUAUGGGUGGUGGAUUCAUUAUGGGUCCUCUCUUCUUGCAGCUUGGAAUUCCUCCACAGGUUUCAACUGCAACGGCUACUUUUGCCAUGACUUUUUCUUCAUCCAUGUCUGUUGUUGAGUACUAUCUUCUUAAGCGGUUUCCAGUCCCUUAUGCUCUCUACUUCCUAGGAGUGGCAACUCUAGCUGCAUUAGUAGGACAACAUGUAGUGAAAAAGAUUAUCUCCAUAUUAGGAAGAGCAUCUCUUAUCAUCUUCAUUCUUGUCUUCACAAUAUUCAUUAGCGCAAUCUUACUAGGUGGAGUUGGCAUAGCAAACAUGACCAAAACGAUAAAGCAUGAUGAGUACAUGGGUUUUGAGGAUUUAUGCACAUGACCGUCUCUCUCUCUCUCCCUCUACGAUGUAAAUUUAUGGAGCU